CAUCACCAUCUGUACUGGUUGAUCUCUUUCUCUUCCAAUGGGUAGCAGUACUCUGUGGUUCUUCUUGCCUCUUGAGGUGAUCACUGCUGUAGCAUGUUGUCUGGGUAAUGCGCUGGUGAUCUGGGCAGUGUGGACAUGUGGAGCCCUCUGGAAGCCCACCUUCUGCUUCAUUGUGUCCCUCGCUGUGGCUGAUUUCCUGGUGGGGUCUGUGGCCAUCCCCAUAGCUGUGCUGGUGGACAUUGGUAUCAUCUCCUCCUUUUAUGGCUGCCUUUUCAUGUGCUGUGUCAUCAUAAUGCUAGAGGUGGCCUCUGUCGCCUUUCUCCUGGCCAUUGCAGUGGACCGUUUUCUCCGUGUGCGCAUCCCUCUGACGUAUAAGUCUACAGUCUCUAAAAACCGCUUAUGGAUCGUGGUGGCACUCUGCUGGGUCACUGCUGCAUUGUUGAGCUUUAUCCCCAUGUUUGGAUGGCACAAAUCUUUGGACACAGACAGUAUUAAAUGCAGAUUCUUCACUAUUAUCUGCGAUUCAUAUCUAGUUUACUUCAUAUUCUUCAGCUUAUACCUUCCUCCAUUGGCUCUCAUGACAGGCUUGUACUGUUACAUCUUCCUGAUUGCUCGAAGGCAGUUAAGAGCAAAUAUAGGUGUGGGUUCCAAGUCCAGCACAUAUUACCAAAAAGAACACAGACUGGCUGCUUCACUUGUUCUCGUCUUAGUUCUGUUUGUUGUCUGUUGGCUCCCUCUGUUCCUCAUGUUUACUGUAAGAUUAUAUGGUCAUAAUAUUAAGGUGCCCUCUGUUGCCAUUGAAUUAGGUGUCCUCCUGUCUCAUGCUAAUUCAGCAGUUAACCCCAUAGUUUAUGCGUUUACGAUCCCAAAGAUAAAAGAGGCGUGUAGGAAGCUGUGGAGAAGAGUUUAUCAUGACAGAGAACAGCAGCAGAGUGAACAGAACAAGAAUAAUACAGACAAAAACACAAACAGCCAUGCAGAAAACACCGGUACAGAAAACCAAAAAGCUACACAGGAGUCGGAGUUGUAAUAACCUACUGCAACUGAUUACAAAUAUGAGGUGCACAAAGACCAUAAUUGACCAUUUGCAAAAUUAUGAUCGACACGUCGCUCAGCCAUCACAGUCGUCAGUAAAUGC
Molecule: messenger RNA, 1138 nt
Organism: Colossoma macropomum (tambaqui)
Lineage: Eukaryota; Metazoa; Chordata; Actinopteri; Characiformes; Serrasalmidae
Product: adenosine receptor A1-like
Exons: 2
Coding region: 38-1030 (330 amino acids)
Biological process (GO): G protein-coupled adenosine receptor signaling pathway
Cellular component (GO): membrane; dendrite; synapse
Molecular function (GO): G protein-coupled adenosine receptor activity
Source: RefSeq, a predicted model, not a curated record